UGUAAUUAUAACGCCAACGCCAACUUUCAUAAGCUUAACCAAUCAGAAUUUGAGGAUAAUACAAUAUAUAUAUCCUAUCUAUGCGAAAAUUAAAAAUAUUCAAGCCUUUUUUAUUUAUUUGCUGGCAAUAUAAAAAAAAUGGCUUAUCAACGUACUAUUCUUCCGCUCUAUUACAACCCAGGCCUUUCACCAUGCAGCAGGACUGUAUGGUUUCUUACUGGGUUUCUUUUUGGUUCUUUGGUUGUGUUGGCCUUUGGAAGGCCAUCACUUUUUUAUGAUUUCUUUAAUUUUCUUUUUACUUUAUUUUAUUUAGUUUUAGAUUUUUACAAAUCAGAAACUGGACAACAAAUAGUUAUUUAUAUCAAAAAACUAUACAAUAACUAUUCGGACUUCUGCUCUAUAAGGAACUUGAAAGAACUAAUGGAAAGGGGAGAUCACAUGGUACCUUCCCUUUUCAUUUGGAUUUUUCAAGAAUAUCCUGAAUCAGCUGGACGUUUUUUCAGAAGGUUUGAUCUGAUUGUACUUAAUGUGAUAUAUAAGAAAAUAUCAGAUUACCUUUUGGAUUGUGCAGCUGAUUUCUUACUUCCUAACUGGAUAUUUCUCAAAGACUGGAUGAGGGGUAUGGCUAAAAAGGUAAUGAUUUAUGUAUAUACUAAAUUUAUUAUUUCUCGCAUUUUUUCUUCUAGGUUACCAAGUAUUUUUAGAAAGCAUAAAUUAACUCCUGAGGACAUGGUUUAAAUGUAUCCUUUUCUUUAAUAGAGCAGAAUUGUCCAGUUUCUGAUUUUUUUUUAUUUUAUUUUGCCUAUUAUUCGUUUGAUACCUGGCUUACGAUUGGGGCAGCAUCCAGG
This is a messenger RNA of Rhizophagus irregularis DAOM 181602=DAOM 197198, 848 nucleotides long. The record is from RefSeq and is a predicted model, not a curated record. NCBI's taxonomy places the organism in Eukaryota, Fungi, Glomeromycota, Glomeromycetes, Glomerales, Glomeraceae.